UGUAUUUUGACAGGAGGCAGGCAGCGGGAGAAGAAAGGAGCGGAUGCACUGAGCGCGAAGGAUGCGCAGCAUAAUGUCGCCGCUUUGGAACCUACCCCACCGACCGGUACCAUGAUAAACACCUCCGAGGCGGUGACCCGCAGGAGGCCGUCGGCGGCCCGGCGGACCGAGCGCUGGAUCGCAUGGUGCCAGGCGGCUCUCCUCGGCGUGUCGGCUCUGGUCAUCGCGGCCGAACGGAGCGCUCUGAUCUACUGCAUAGGGUUUUACCUUUGGAACGACGAGACAAGGUGGGCCGGCCUCACUCUCGGACUCUUUCUCCCGGGCACGGCGGUGCAGCUGCUAAGCGUCAAAUGGUAUUAUGAUGACGGUGACGACAGGCGAUGGUACCUCUCUACCAUACACAUUCUUCACUUGGGAAUCUUCAAAAGGUUAUGGGACUGCAUGAGGUAUGUGUCCCGCAUGCAAGGCUCAGUGGCAGAGCUGGGCGCUGUCGUCAUGCAGCAGGCAGAUGUUGCUGCUCUUUGGCUCCUGGAGGCUCUGGUCGUCUCUCUGCCGCAGAGCUUGCUGCAGGCGUACAUCGUGGUGUCCACUGAUGUAGGGAUCAUGUCCCCAGUGGCCUACUCCUGUGGUCUUUGCGUGCUGUCUAUUUCCUGGGCCCUGGUGCUGUACAGCCGAGCCUGCUGUCUCAUCCGGCCAGGCCACCUUGCCAUGCCUCCGGCAGCCCUGCUGUGCCAGCUUGUGUGGCGGGCUGGCAUGCUGGGUGCCAGGGUGACAUGCCUCAUGUUCUUCGCCAGGGUGUUCAACUGGUGGGUCUGCGGAGUGGCAGGCUUUCACUGGCUGACCGCCUCCUUCUGGCUGGUGUCGCAGCAACCAGACAUCUGCACCGGUCCCUGGUGUUGGCGUGCCUUUAACGGCCUCCUGGGGCUCGUCCAUGUCUUCCUCUUUCUUAACGUCAAAGACGGACCUUCGCGCUUCCGCAUGGCCAGCUUUUAUGCGGUGAGAAGUGAUUUUAAAUGUUUGAAUAAUGACAUCUGGCUUUACCUUGUCUUUCUCUUUCAGUUCAUGCUGAUUGAGAAUGCCACUUUACUGCUGGCCGCCUCUGACUUACUGAGCGAAGCAUCGUGGGACAACAUGACGCUCCCCAUCAGUGUCCUGAGUAGCUUUAUCCUCGGCGCUACCUCCCUGGUCAUCUACUACCGGUUUCUCCACCCCAAGUCAACAGAGAUCGCCCAAGGUCUGAACCGCAACCACAUGGGUAGCACGUGCAUAGAACGUGGGGAGUCCUCCUUCUCACUUGGGGACAAAAGCCUGCCGGUUGGUGGUGUACAAAACCACGGCAGCUUCUCCCUCUCCGGUGUGGCUGGUUCACUGCUGGAGCAUCCGAGCUCAUGUGGAGGGAGGCCAAACAGCUCCUGCCCUUGCUACCACCAUCACUGGCUCCUCAUCCGGCUGGCCCUGAAAACAGGCGACCUGGGGAAGAUCAACCGAGCAUAUGGGGCAGGUGGUGCGGCAGCCAUACUGGACAUGGAGGAGUACAACCAGGAGUUUAAGAGUAACGAAGGCAUCAACACCACGGCAGGGGGCAGCUGCGAGGGUGUGUCCAUGUCUGAGUCUCAGGGGAAAGGCUUGGCACCCCUGUCGGACUGCAAAGACGAAUUUCAGACUGUGAGUGAACCCACGUCCUUCGAACAAGCAGAGGAUGACAGUCUGGAGAUGGAGAGCCCGCUGGAGUCACCCGCAUCCGAUUUCAAGCGCAGCUCACCAGAGGGCAAAUCCGUAUUUGGAGACAGCCCGGAGCCAUACUUUUGCCCCACGGAGUCCAGUUCAACCCUCUACUUCAGCGCUGAUCCCCAGUCCCCCAGCAGCUCCAGUAACCCCCGUUUGGACCGGGACAUCGGGGGUCUGGAGCAGGGAGUGCGUCUCAAUUCCAUCCCAAGCGAUCCCGCUCUUCACAGGGAUGUCCGAGGGCUGAUAGGUCGGGUUGGGCCACGCUACACGUCCACCCCUAAACUGGACACAGGAGUGCUGGACUCUACCUCCAGUGUCCCUCACCUCAGUGGUCCCAGGAGGCAGCUCAUAAUGUCCCGCAGAGAUGAAGAUGAACAUUUCUGACAUGAUUCGGGGGUAGGAUGACUUCAGCAAGUUCAUCCAUCCUAAAGUGAAAGGAACAAGGUGAGACAGACAUAUAAUACACAAACCAAAUGAACAUCAUGCUGAGCUAGUAGUGUGUUUUUAUCUCUAUUGAAAUAUUCUCUAAAAGCAAUACAUUGCGCAAGUGGAGCCAUUUAAUGCUGUUUUAAAAGCACCAUUAAUAAGCUACCGUAAUUAGUGUUUGGACCACAUUCAAUAUACCAUACAAAUUUGUAUGACCUCGUAGUUACAAGUACUAAUUAACGACCGUAUUUCUUCAAAUAGUGGCCUGUACGCUUAUAAGCACCAUGCACCAAUUAAUCGCCGGGUGCUACACCUCAAAUAGACAUCCCUUUGGACGAACACGGGGUGCCACUAGGCUGUGAUGAACUUUAUUGUGACAUCUGGUACACCAGCGUUUUUUGCCACAACAUGCACCGCUGCAGAGCAAACAUGGCAUCUGUAAAGCUGUUUACAGAGAAAGUGCUUUUGUAAUGCUGAGAGCUUUCCUCAGCAAAAGCUGCAAACUGUUCCAGCAUUAAUCCAAAAAGAUCGGAUAUCCACAAUUUGUGAUCAUUUACAGGCUGCAAGGUAAGGUCAUGUACACUGUAUUUACUAUAGCAGUUCAAUAAAAGUGCAGCCACAAAAUACUGCUGUAUAACACUUGUUUUGCCACAACAUAAGCUAUUCUGCAUUCUUCAGAAGUAUCAUUAAGAUCUGCUGAGCUGUUGUCUGAUCUUGGAUAACUUGGUCUUUAUAUAACUUGAUGUUAUUAAAUAAUAGAAGAGAAUUGAGAAAACAAGCCUCUAAAUAGCACAAGCCUCUGCUUCACUGGCUUCCUUAAAGCACAAGUAUCCUGUACUAUACAUCUGUUGUGGUGUUUUUUAAGCUAUCAUUCCAAUUAAAAAAAAGGAAUCCUCAGUUUCAAUAUACUCUAUUUAUUUAUAUAUAUAUAUGUAUAUAUAAAUAUACAUAUAUAUAUAUAAACAUAUCAUCGUGCAGUGCAUUGAGCAGGAUUGAAGUGUCGCCUGGAAUUCUUUUUCAUUUCAAAUGUGUGACUUUAGAAGAUGUGAAAAACAUCCACUUAAGAAAGUUUUUUUUCUGUCAUUACAUACUGGCAGUGAUGUUCGCUAAUGUGUUCUCAGCAGCUGUUUCUGAAAAUACAUGCAAUUUUCUUUUUUACUCGCGUGUAAAAGCAGACAUGAGUUUUUCUCUUUCACUCGAGCGCUGUAUGGAAUUUGAACUGUGAAGUGCAAGGCCGCCUGUGGCUUGAAAUAAGCAAUAAAAAGCAAAACUAUUGA
Messenger RNA from Dunckerocampus dactyliophorus (ringed pipefish), 3431 nucleotides. It is a transcript of the gene xkr5a, whose product is annotated as XK related 5a. Gene Ontology annotation, biological process: engulfment of apoptotic cell; apoptotic process involved in development; phosphatidylserine exposure on apoptotic cell surface. The transcript has 6 exons. The record is from RefSeq and is a predicted model, not a curated record. NCBI's taxonomy places the organism in Eukaryota, Metazoa, Chordata, Actinopteri, Syngnathiformes, Syngnathidae. The coding region runs from base 112 to 2112 and encodes 666 amino acids. Gene Ontology annotation, cellular component: plasma membrane.